This is a messenger RNA of Nothobranchius furzeri (turquoise killifish), 2044 nucleotides long. RefSeq names its product creatine kinase, mitochondrial 1 (gene ckmt1). The record is from RefSeq and is a predicted model, not a curated record. Gene Ontology annotation, cellular component: mitochondrion. Gene Ontology annotation, biological process: phosphocreatine biosynthetic process. Gene Ontology annotation, molecular function: creatine kinase activity. NCBI's taxonomy places the organism in Eukaryota, Metazoa, Chordata, Actinopteri, Cyprinodontiformes, Nothobranchiidae.
ACGAUCCUCCUUGAAACGUUCUCACAAUUCCAUCAGAGGCUCUUUCUUCAUCACCUUCGCUCCAACCCAGUUCGUUUCUCCUUCCGUGGGAUUAACAUCUCUUUAACACUAUUAAAAUCAACAUGGCCAGCAGCUUCUCGAGAAUCCUUUCCUCCAAACGAAACAUCGGCAUCUUGUCGCUGAUGGGAGGCUCCGUAGCGGCAGGGUUUCUGCUCCAGCGGGAACACGCCAGCGCCGGAUCACCUCUGCGCAGGAGGUACCCCGCCAGUUCGGAGUACCCUGACCUGCGCCAACACAAUAACUGCAUGGCCAGUAAUCUGACACCUGCCAUCUAUGCCAAGCUGUGUGAUAAAACCACUCCUAACGGAUACACACUGGACCAAGCCAUCCAGACCGGCGUGGACAACCCCGGGCAUCCCUUCAUCAAGACUGUGGGCAUGGUGGCAGGAGAUGAGGAGUCUUAUGAGGUGUUUGCAGACUUGUUGGACCCUAUUAUCAAAGAAAGGCACAAUGGCUACGACCCUUGUGUCAUGAAACAUCCCACUGACCUAGACUCCAGCAAGAUUCAUUCAGGCCAGUUUGAUGACCGUUACGUGUUGUCGUCCAGGGUGAGGACAGGCCGCAGUAUCCGCGGGCUGAGCCUUCCCCCUGCCUGCACCCGGGCUGAGCGCAGGGAAGUGGAAAGAGUGGUGGUGGAUGCCCUGGCUGGUCUGAAGGGCGACCUGACUGGGAGAUACUAUAGCCUGACCCAGAUGACAGAGAAGGAGCAGCAGCAGCUCAUUGAUGACCACUUCCUGUUUGAUAAGCCUGUGUCCCCCCUCCUGACGUGUGCAGGCAUGGCUCGUGACUGGCCAGAUGCUCGUGGUAUUUGGCACAACAAUGAGAAGACCUUUUUGAUUUGGAUCAAUGAGGAGGAUCAUACCAGAGUCAUCUCCAUGGAGAAGGGGGGCAACAUGAAGAGAGUGUUUGACCGGUUCUGCAGAGGCCUCAAGGAGGUUGAGCGUCUGAUCCAGGAGAGAGGCUGGGAGUUCAUGUGGAAUGAGAGGCUCGGUUACAUCCUCACCUGUCCCUCCAACCUGGGAACAGGACUCAGAGCUGGAGUCCACGUCAAACUGCCCCUACUGAGCAAGGACCCCCGCUUCAGUAAGAUCCUGGAUAACCUGCGUCUGCAGAAGCGAGGGACAGGCGGUGUGGACACUGCUGCAGUGGGUGGUGUGUUUGACAUCUCCAACCUAGAUCGCCUGGGACAGUCGGAGGUCCAGCUGGUGCAGACAGUGGUUGAUGGAGUCAACUACCUAAUUGAGUGUGAGAAGAGACUGGAGAGAGGCCAGGACAUCAAGGUGCCCCCACCCAUCAAGCAGUUCAAGUAGUCACUGAUCCCUCAUCCCUGCACACAGACAGACCUAUGGGCACAAACACGUGCACAAGCUCAGUGUCCAUAGAUAUUAUAACUAUGUCAAUGCUUCGGUUGUCACCAUUACCUUUACUAUGCUAUCUAAUCACCCUCCUGUCUUAUAUGUACUCCAUCAGUUAAUCACAACAUGUUAAAUGUGAUCAAACAUCAAGACCCAGACCUUGGCUGCAUUCACCCCAAAGCUCUAAGAUCACGUUCUGAUUUGGCUCUAAAACACAACUAAAUCAGAAUGAGGUUGGAGGAAAUUCAGGCUGAAGAAUUCGAUAAAAAAUAUUUCUGGCUUUGCUCCCAAACCACUCCUCACUCCUUCACACCCUGUCCCCGCCUCCGUCCUGCUGCAUGUCCUGUACCCACCCAGCCUGUCUCUGUCCCUCGCCCCUGUCAUGAUUUUAUCUGGUGCUUGUGAAGUCCAUCCAUCUGUGCUAUACUCUCCAUUGUGGACUGUGUGUACAUAGUUUGUUUUGAAAGUUUUGAAUAGAUUUGAAUGUAGAUGUGCUGAUCGAGUUGUGUGUACGACACACUGGCCAGGUGGGGCUCUGUACUGUAAGCUCCUGAAGCAAAAUCACUUGAGCUGUAUCAGAAUGUCACUCUGAAACAUCUUUUAUUAAAUAACUCAUCUAUUUAACAAAA